Messenger RNA from Trichoderma virens Gv29-8, 859 nucleotides. RefSeq lists its product as uncharacterized. Lineage: Eukaryota; Fungi; Ascomycota; Sordariomycetes; Hypocreales; Hypocreaceae. The record is from RefSeq and is a predicted model, not a curated record. The coding region runs from base 32 to 352 and encodes 106 amino acids. The transcript has a single exon.
CACAAGACCACUGGAUGGCAGCGCACCAAUCAUGCCGCGCUCUGCGCUCUUGUCAGAUGUCUCUGCCGCAGCGCAAUCCACAAGUUCGUCACCAGUCGCUGGCGAGACUCAGCGUAUGGCUGCACAGAAGGUCAUGCUUGGACGGUGGCCGCCCCGUCCCGUUAGCCGCGCGAUCCAGAUGGGCAAGGCAUCGCGAUCACAUCUCGGCGAUUGCUUCAUUUUUUUUUUUUCUGUCGUUCGCUCGACGACACAGGACUACCCGGGUCAAACUAUCGGUGUCCGCCUCUCUUAUAUAGGCUCACUAUUUGCAAGACGAACCGGUUCCCUUUGGAGGCCAAUACCUCAUGCAUAAUGAGUUGGCACCCACCAGACCCACUCAUGUACAACACAUCAUAAAAAUUCUCUACGCAAAGCCCGAACAAGAUGCUGGCCUUCGAAAACAGCUUCUAUUUUCCGGCACGGACUCCCCUUGACUGACAGCAUCUUGUGUCUAUCUUCCAAUCGCAGAUUUCGAUUUCAACAUGGUCAUACCACUUUCAAUGCCUGUCUUUCUGUUACGUCGCCACGUGGCUGCGGCAUCAAUCGCUGGCAAGGUUAAAUCUGGGGUUGACACUCGGCAUGCAAUUCGCCUGUCUUCAAAGUACCCAAAGCUAGCAGUCUUUGUUUAUCGGCACUUUUGGGUACGCCAACCAUGGCUUUCUGUGUGUUUCUAACAUUCUUUCCACAAGUCGGCAACUCCGACGUUUACCAACUCUGGGGGUAAGCAGUGUUCAAAUGGCGGUCAAGAUGGGAUUCUGCGGUUAUACUCCAUACAUGGCCGCGACGGUUUCUUUAGCUUUGACACACGAGAUGUCAUUGC